This is a messenger RNA of Priapulus caudatus, 1519 nucleotides long. Its product is annotated as UDP-N-acetylglucosamine--peptide N-acetylglucosaminyltransferase 110 kDa subunit-like. The transcript has 7 exons. Gene Ontology annotation, biological process: protein O-linked glycosylation. The record is from RefSeq and is a predicted model, not a curated record. Gene Ontology annotation, molecular function: protein N-acetylglucosaminyltransferase activity; protein binding. NCBI's taxonomy places the organism in Eukaryota, Metazoa, Priapulida, Priapulimorpha, Priapulimorphida, Priapulidae. Bases 38 to 979 code for a protein of 313 amino acids.
AGCUGACUUUAGCAGGCUAGCUAUCAAGCAGAAUCCUAUGCUAGCCGAGGCAUAUUCUAACCUUGGAAAUGUCUACAAAGAAAGAGGUGCGUUAAAAGAGGCUUUGGAAAACUAUAGGUAUGCUGUUCGAUUGAAGCCGGAUUUCAUUGAUGGAUAUAUUAACCUGGCAGCAGCAUUGGUAGCAGCUGGCGACAUGGAGGGUGCUGUACAAGCCUAUGUAACUGCGCUGCAGUAUAAUCCGGACCUCUACUGUGUGCGCAGCGAUCUCGGAAAUCUACUCAAGGCACUUGGUAGACUGGAUGAAGCCAAGUCAUGCUACCUGAAAGCCAUCGAGACUCAGCCGAACUUCGCUGUGGCCUGGAGCAACCUUGGGUGUGUUUUCAAUGCUCAAGGAGAAAUCUGGUUGGCUAUCCAUCAUUUUGAGAAGGCAGUGCAGCUUGACCCAAAUUUUCUGGAUGCUUACAUUAAUUUGGGAAAUGUACUGAAGGAAGCGCGCAUCUUCGAUCGGGCAGUGGCUGCAUACUUGCGUGCAUUGAACCUCAGCCCCAACCAUGCUGUCGUGCAUGGAAACCUGGCCUGUGUAUACUAUGAGCAAGGGUUAAUAGACCUUGCAAUAGACACGUACAGAAGAGCUAUCGAACUGCAGCCACAUUUUCCCGAUGCCUACUGUAAUCUGGCAAAUGCCCUUAAGGAGCAAGGAAAGGUCCCAGAGGCUGAGGAAUGCUACAACACAGCGCUAAGACUCUGCCCUACGCAUGCAGACUCGCUAAACAACCUAGCCAACAUCAAACGUGAGCAGGGUUAUAUAGAGGAGGCCACGAGAUUAUAUGUCAAAGCGUUGGAGGUAUUCCCAGAGUUUGCUGCUGCACACUCCAACCUUGCCAGUGUGCUGCAGCAACAGGGAAAACUUCAGGAGGCUCUGAUGCAUUACAAGCAGGCUAUCAGGUACGUGUAUGUAAAUUUCUGCAGCACCUACUAGUAUUGUACGGCUCUGGUCUUAUUCCUAAUGUGGUAUUCUGGGCCUAAGCUGCAUAUUUAAAGAUAGGCCUAUGACCACAGAACUGCUGUUUGUUACUAUAUUAUGGAGAUGGCAGUUGUAGAUAAUAGUUAAUAAGUUUACUAAAAUAAAAUCGUAAUACUAAAAGGGAUACCUAGUGAUGGCGGCUAUGAUAUUUAGAGUGGCGGGUGCAUUUUAGGAUGGCGGGGCUCGACGAUAGCCUGGCGGGCCGCCAGGCUAUAAGUAUAAGUGCUCUUGGAGAAACCUGCAUACGUAUAAAACUACUGUCAUUUUAUAUUUCUUUUAUGGUGUUUAUUGUAGAUUAAACGUGUAAUUGUAUUAGCUAAGAUGCUAGAAAUAAAACUUAAAAGACCACUCCACUGUCAAACCAAACAAAUUAUAAAUGCUCAUUUAAUUUUUAAGAUUUCUAUAUUUGCUGCACAUAUAUUCAGAUAGGGGUGUAUGCAGUCAAAGUAGAUUAUCCAGUCACAUGUAACAUUUAAGUCAACAUAGCAAAUUGUC